Moneuplotes crassus is the source of this 895-nucleotide messenger RNA. The record is from the annotation of a GenBank genome assembly. NCBI's taxonomy places the organism in Eukaryota, Ciliophora, Spirotrichea, Euplotida, Euplotidae.
AUGGAAUUAGACUUUAACUUUGAAGAGGAUCAGACAAAUACUAAUUUAGACAAUUACAAAGGAAUCCAUCACGAUGAUCCAGAACAAUCUCAAAAAUAUUUCGAUCAAGAAACUGGGGCUCAUUUUAAUUAUAAAGAGGCAUGCUCAAAACUUCAAAUUUUUAAAAGAAGAAUUGAAGAGAAGGAAAAUAAACCAAUCCUGAAACUGAGGAACAAAAAAUCCAAGUUUACCGUAAUCAGGAUUAAGCCAAAGAAAAAGAUCAGUGGAUUACAGGAAAAGUAUAUUACCAGUAAAGCAGAACAGCUUCAGCCCUUGUAUCCUCUUCAUUUGAAAUCAAACCAAGGGAAACUACUCUUCGAUCAAGAGAGGAAAAAGUCGCAUACUAGACCAGCUGUGCUCUCCAGCCUUGAUCAUAUUCAGGCUUUCAAAAAGAUCAAAAACAUUUCUGAUCUGAAGCCAAACUACAAAGAGAAAAUAAUUAGAAUGAAAAUGGCGAAGGGGAUAUUAAAAUAAGGAAUUUUCUCAUCUUGUCAAACAAAACAAAACGGGUUCAAAUAAAAUAAUGAGUACAUGUCAAUACCUCAAAAAGGGCAGUAUAUCUGACCAAAAGCAGACACCUCUCCGUACAAGGGAUACUUCCCGCAGCAAGUCAACCCAGUUAGAGCAGAUGAAAACCGUAAACGCAUUCCUUAUGAUGAAAGCUAAGGAGAAGAUGCUUCCCAAACUAUGCAAGAAGGACUCUAGGAACGUAAAAAUGCUAAAGAAAAGGAGUAACUUUCAGAGUGAAUUUCCAAAGAUUAAGACUAGAUCUUCUGAUAGUCAUCUUAGAGACACGAAUUCGCAUAAGUCUUUCCUCUUCUUCUAAAUGCAAUAUAAUUUUAAUGAUAGCAAGGAA